Messenger RNA from Oncorhynchus nerka (sockeye salmon), 2946 nucleotides. RefSeq names its product phospholipid phosphatase 3-like. Lineage: Eukaryota; Metazoa; Chordata; Actinopteri; Salmoniformes; Salmonidae. Gene Ontology annotation, cellular component: plasma membrane. Bases 359 to 1303 code for a protein of 314 amino acids. Gene Ontology annotation, biological process: phospholipid metabolic process; phospholipid dephosphorylation; signal transduction. Gene Ontology annotation, molecular function: phosphatidate phosphatase activity. The transcript is spliced from 6 exons. The record is from RefSeq and is a predicted model, not a curated record.
CGGAGGUGGGAGCGCAACUAAACUUCGGUGCUCCUCAAUGAUUAUUAGAAGUAACUUAGAAAUUGCUCAACAGUCAACAACGAAAGUCACCGGGUGAGUGAGCAGAAUACACGGGAACGGAAUAAAAGCCAAACCCUUGCAGUUAACUUAAAGGCAAUCGUCACAUCUCAAUUGAAUUUAUCUGCACAAUAUAUGAGUAAAUAUUCAGAAUCAUCUCUCAGCUGAUGGUUAACUAACUAUUGAACUCACUCCGCUUCGCUUUCUAGUUCAAUUUACGAGAAUUUAACGCGACUGCAGCUGCAACUUCGUCACUCUUUACUUGUUUAUUUGGAAAAUCAUUUAAGUAAGUAGCCUAUAAAUGCAACGCUGUUUAAUUUAUGAGAAGACAAUGGCACCAGAAACAAGGAACGGAGGAAGUUCUUCCCUGAAUAACAACAACAGUAAAGACAACAGCAGGAAAACCUUCCUGGUCGGUGUGGAUCUCUUCUGCUUGUUUUUAGCCGGCCUUCCUUUCCUGAUCAUAGAAACUAGUGCUGUACAGCCCUACCGCCGAGGCUUUUACUGCAGCGAUGAGUCCAUCAAGUACCCGGCCAAACACGGAGACACCAUAAGCGACGCUGUGCUUUCUGCUGCUGGCAUUCUCAUCACCAUCCUUUCUAUCAUCAUUGGUGAGAGCUACAUGAUCUACUACCUGAACGAGGGAUCUAAGUCCUUCGUAGGGAACCCCUACAUUUCCGCCCUCUACAAGCAGGUGGGCGUGUUCAUCUUUGGCUGCGCCGUCAGUCAAUCGUUCACGGACAUCGCCAAGGUAUCGGUGGGCCGCAUGCGACCCCACUUCCUGGACGUGUGUAGGCCCGACUGGUCCGCCAUCAACUGUUCUUUGGGCUACAUCACAGACUACCAGUGUAAUGGACCCGAGAGCAAAGUCCAGGAGGCCAGGAAGUCGUUCUUCUCUGGCCAUGCAUCCUUUUCCAUGUACACCAUGCUGUAUUUGGUGUUCUACCUGCAGUCCAGGUUCACCUGGCGUGGAGCCCGUCUUCUGCGCCCCCUGACACAGUUCACCCUCAUCAUGAUGUCCUUCUACACCGGCCUGUCCCGUGUCUCCGACCACAAGCACCACCCCACCGACGUCCUGGCUGGCUUCGCACAGGGAGCCCUGGUGGCCUACAGCAUAGUGUUUUUUGUAUCUGACCUGUUCAAGCCCAAAGGCAGAAGUUCAGCUCUACCAGUGACCCCAUUAAAGCACCCCAACAACCCCACGGCAGACAUCAGAGAGAGGAGCAACCACAUCACCAUGGCAUAGUAGAGACCAGUAGAGUACAGCUACCUGUACAGCUACCUUCCGCUGUAGGUUUUAAACAUCCUUUAUUUCACCUACUGGUCUGUACUGGAUGUGUUAAACAACCAGCGAAAGCAGCAAGACUGCUGACCGACAUGUCUGCAAGGCACAGAGAAAUAAUGAGCUAUGGAGAACUUACUUUGGAAAGAAGAGGAAAGACACACACACACACACACACGCACACAAACAACACACACACGCUGUUUGAACAGCCAGCAACAUCCAUGUUUCUCACCAUCUCAUCUGACAUGUGAAUGUGGAAGAGUUUGGGGAGAGGAUUCAUAUUUUGCUUUAAUUACCCAAGGUCUCUACAUCAAACCUGGUGCUUUGCAGAUUAACUGUAUCUUUAUCUGCAGACAAGGAAGUUUCACAGACAGAAUCAUGAAGGAAGGAGAGAAGGAAACGAACAGCUGUGGAACGUGAUAAUGUCCGCUUGGCUUUAGGCACCAUGGAGACUGGCUAAUAAUACCAUCACACACAUACUUUGUGCAUAUGAGAUACAAACUCAUGAACAGGAACAAAUUCCUUGAUUACAGGAAGGAUGUUUUUUCUUUUAUAAAUAACCUUCGUUAUAAGUUCGAGCUAUAGCACUAUAUCCAAACUCAAUAUUUUACUUAAUUGUCACCACUUGAAUGAACUGAAGUGAAGCUUUUCUGUAAAGUUUUGUUUUAAAACCAGCUUUUAGGUCUCCUGAAAUGUAGUUUGUAUAGAAAUAUAUACACUGUAGAUGGAGACUACAGAGAGAGAGAUGUGGGCCUCUUUUUGCUGGUUGGGACGAGCCUCCACUGAGCCCUGUAAUGAAGUGACUAUGUGUGCCAGAUGACUGCUCACAAGUAUUAGGUCAGAGUAUUAGGCAUGUGUGUGUAUGUAUGUCAGUGUGCAAGUAUCCAAGUGUCAUGUCUAUACUGUGUGUGUGUGUGUGUGUGUGUGUGUGUGUGUGUGUGUGUGUGUGUGUGUGUGUGUGUGUGUGUGUGUGUGUGUGUGUGUGUGUGUGUGUGUGUGUGUGUGUGUGUGUGUGUGUGUGUGUGUGUGUGUGUGUAGACCGGGAACGUAAGGCUGCUUCAACAGACGUUUAUAUUAAAAACAGGAAAUCUGUGGAAUUAUACUUUCAUAGACUAGCGUUGUGAUCCAUUUUCUAGUGAUUUACAUAAACUGUGCCAACUUCAGAAAAAAGAACCCCUUCCCUGUGUCACUAUAGUAUGCUCUGUCCUACCAUGUCAUUGCAACCAAACAGCAUUAUCUGUUUUAUUUUUGUAAUGUAAAGAACAUUUUUGUAUCAGAGAAUAAUGUACAAUAUCAUUUACCUAUGUUUUCAUGCAAUAUCCACUAUGAAUGUUGACACGUCGAUACAUGUGUUAUUGUGUAAGUGCUGCUUAAAUAAGCAGGGAUUGACAAAAGUCAUUCAGUGAAAUGACAAUUUGUGUUGUGAGUAUUCAAACUUCUGUGAAAUAGCUUUCAAGAAGACAGCUUUAUAUUAAAAUACCUUUUAAUAUUUUUGUAUUGUCCUUUUUUUUUGUAUAUUGUACAAUGAAAAUAUAAACCAUAUGGUGUAAAUGUAUUAUAGAUGAUGUGCUUUGUAAUAAUAAAAACUAAUUAUUUUAAAAGUU